AAACAGACGACCCGAAUAGGUUGCAAGAAGACCCUCGUGGUUCCAGGGGGGCUUGGCGAAGGCAUAACGUCCAGACACUUCAGGUGCUCGUGCCAAGACCAGAGAUUGCCCUCAUGCAGCAACAAUGUCCAGGCAAACUUCAGUUCCCACAUCUCAGAAUCCCAGCACAGGUAGGUAGCUCAGGCAGCGCUUCCUGCACUGCUUGAGGAUUGGGCACCUACUUUUGCAGCUAAUUGCAUGGGGUUCCUGUGAAGAGCCUAUCACUGGUAUCAGUAAGAUAAUGGCACGCUAAUGCAGCUUUCGCUGGGGUUGUUGUAUCCUUUGACGAAUCUUCUCGCUUGCAUCCUGACAUAGAAUUUUAUCUUCAUGUAUACUCUAAGUGGCACGCAGGCGCCAACCUCAUGAUAGAUGUUUCCACAAAGCUUGAAAACAGAUAUCUAGAAGCUCUCGUAAAAAGUUUGCAGCUCAAUUGACACGGCUUUUGAGAUCUUCACUUGGUUAAAAUGCUUGGAAAAUAUUUGAUAAAAGCAGUGCAGCUGGGGAAAGCUGGUUGUGCAAAGGACUGGCUAAUCCAUGAUACUGGUGGUGCGGAAGUAACGCGUGCACUGGGCGCAGCACUCCUCAAAGCAGACCUUGUCCCAACAAGUGGCGUGAGACGGCGGAACUAUGCAACGGGGUUCACUCUCCCGGCACCGAAGGAACUGAGCUCGAUUCUGAAGAUUGAAACUGUGCGGGACGCCUCCAAAGAAGAGAUUACACGCAUCUGGAACGAGUAUCAUUUCAAGCUGGGCAGGGGGCACGUUAGUACAGUCCUCGAUGCAGCUGCUUUCAAAACAUUCAGAGAAAGGGUCAGUGAAUGUCCUCUCUUCGUUCUCCCUCUCAAAAAGCCGGCCGGCUUCGUCACCAUGUUUCUGCAAGCCCAACUGCCACGUGUCCUCUUCACUGGCCUCGAGGACUACAAGGUCCGGGGGUCGCAAGCUUCUCCAUACCUAGUUGUCACGCACUACGACGAUCUGGCAGAGUCCAAGGACGUCGUACUUGUUCGGGGGGACAUCAUUCUGCCUGCACACCUGAAAGAUGCAGAGGCGACGGAUCUGCUCGAAGCCAGCCACUCGUUCUACUUGAGGCGGGACCUUUUUGAUCACGUUCAAGCUUUCAAUAGAAACAGUGCCAAUUUCGAUUUCAACGAGGUCCUUCGGACACGCGGCAUCUCGCCUUUGUAACAUAGCUUGCUGCGGCGUAAACCGUUAACUAGAAUUGCCUGCGAACUGAACAUUCUAGGUUAAAAGCGUCAUUUGGUAUCAUUUGGUAUGCAUUCCCCAAGUUUUACCUUAAAGCGUCUCCAGUGGGCCUACUAUAGUAAACACGUCCAAUACUUGUCAGGUUGCCAAUCACAUAAGAGCCUCAUAUAGAAUCGUUUAUUAGGAGGGGCAGAAUGUUCUCCGUCCAAAGCAGGGUACAAGUUCCUACAUCAACCAGCGUGUUUAGUCUUUUGCGGGACGUCGGAAUGGAAGUGAACUCCGAUAUCUGGCUGUGAAAAGAAGCUGAUCGACUUGAAAUUGCACAUAUGUACCGAUUCCGGCUCAAAGAUAAACAAGCAACUUCAAUCAAGG
Klebsormidium nitens is the source of this 1613-nucleotide messenger RNA. The record is from the annotation of a GenBank genome assembly. NCBI's taxonomy places the organism in Eukaryota, Viridiplantae, Streptophyta, Klebsormidiophyceae, Klebsormidiales, Klebsormidiaceae.